Bactrocera neohumeralis is the source of this 771-nucleotide messenger RNA. RefSeq names its product RNA polymerase II-associated protein 3-like. NCBI's taxonomy places the organism in Eukaryota, Metazoa, Arthropoda, Insecta, Diptera, Tephritidae. The record is from RefSeq and is a predicted model, not a curated record. Gene Ontology annotation, molecular function: Hsp90 protein binding.
AUGUCUGCAAACGACCUCAAGGCAAAAGGCAACGAGGCGUUCAAGGCAAAGCAGUACAAGCAGGCGAUUGAUUGGUACACCAAGGCCAUCGAAAUCGACCCCAGCAGCGAAGCUUCUGGUGCUUUGUACUCCAACCGCUCGGCGAGCUGGCAGAGCCUCUCCAAUUACGCAAAGGCCGCUGAAGAUGCGGACUCGUGCAUCCGGGUCCGCCCUGACUGGCUGAAAGGCUACUUCCGCAAAGGUGUUGCGAUGCAGAGCAUGAACAAGUUGGACGAGGCGCUGAAUGCGUUCAAGGAAGCGCUGCGUGUGGAACCCAAUAAUGAGGAGGUGAUGGAGAAGCUCCAGGCCAUCAACGCUGCACUGAAGGAACGAAACGAGAAGGCAACGCCUGCGGGCUGUAAGACUCCGGAAGAGGCAAAGCAACUCGGUAACUCUCUGUUCAAAGAUGGCCGGUACGAGCAGGCUGCCCUUUUCUACACGCGCGCCAUUGAGCUGCAGAAAGAGCCGACAAAGGAAACGACGUUCUACGCGAACCGCGCCGCCUGCUACCAGCAGACCCACCUCUACCAGCAGAUGGUCGAGGACUGCACGGCCGCUAUCGGCAUCGACUCGCAGAACGUGAAGGCCUACAUUCGGAGGGGCAUCGCCUAUGAAGGGAUGGAGAAGUGGAAGCUUGCCCUGGACGACUACAAUGCCGCCAAAGCUAUUGCCCCGAGUCUGUCCAACGUUUCCCAGGGUGUGCUACGGUGCCAGCGCGCGCUUCGCGGGUGA